AUGCUAGGCCAUGUCAUGACACGAAAAUAUGGCAAGAAACGUCCUGCUCUCCAAGGCCACAAUCAUUCAUCGGUUGGCCUUGAAAGUAUCACCAAUUUUCUGGAAAGCACCAACCUCGGAGCAUCUGUUGAUGUCAAAAUUCUUCUCGAAAAGACGAAUCUAGAAAGUGGUGUUGAGAUUAUUAGAACCUCAGUUCACGAUCAUGAGAACAUAGAUCAAAACUCUUCUCCUGAUGAUGUAGCUGAUCUCCUAGAAAAGACAACAUUGGAUAGUAACAUAGGAGAAGCUACUUCUGUGGAGGAACAUUUAAUUCCAAUAGAAGCGGAAGUUGAACUACCAAUUCCUCAAACACCCCUUCCAAUUGCCCCCGCGCUACCUCCACUAAAUCCACGCCUCGCAGCCUCUCUCUCACCUCUUCUCGAUGCCUACGAAAAGGACAAUGGCUAUCCUCUAGCCACUAAAAACUGGGACGAUGUCCUAGCGCCUGGCUCUAGUAUUCAAAAAAUAGCUGAAGCAUCAUAUGCAGAAGUAUUUCGCAUUUCAAACCCAGUCGGCUCUUCAAUUCUCAAGCUCCUCCGCCUCAAAGUUCCUACAGAUCCUACGUCAAAAAGAUCAGAUACUGCAAUUAAAGUUGAAACCGUUGUAUCUGAAAUGCGUCUUAUGAAUGCACUUACAGAAAUUCCUGGCUUUGUAAAGUUCAAAGAUGCACAUAUAGUGGAAGGAAAGCCACCAGCCGAUUUUGUAACAGCAUAUGAAGGUCAUUUGGACGCCGGUGGAGAAUCAUAUUUUCCACAUCCAAACAAGAUUUCCAAACAUGCAGUAUUCUUAGCCAUUGAGCUCGGCGAUGCAGGACAUGUAUUGGAGAAAUAUUCAAUCAAGAACGUCGAUCAACUUUGGGACAUAUUUCUCGGUGUUGUAAUUGCUUUAGCAAGAGCAGAAAUCGAACAUGAAUUCGAGCAUCGCGAUCUCCACGAAAACAAUAUAUGUAUCCUCGAACAUACCCCUCCUGCAACCACCUCUAAGUCGAAAUCGAAAUCGAAAUCUAAGUCCCAAACUCCGACCUCCCCCCACAAAUUUGGCAACUCGGGCCUAGAAAUAACAAUCCUCGACUACGGUCUCUCCCGCGCAACCAUCUACCCCCACCCUUCCCCAUCAAAUCCAUCUCCAGCCCCCGAAACAGUCUUUUAUAACCUCGAAUCCGACACUGCAGUCUUCUCCUCAUUCGAACCCUCCUCCAUCGCCGGCAUACAAUUCGAUACCUACCGUCGAAUGCGCGCUCAUCUAUUCUCAGGAGGCGACUCAAACACUAACGCUAAUACACCCAACAAAGCUAUCCGCGAUGCUAUCAAAAAGAAAAGACAUUCAUGGGAAGAAUAUAUGCCAUAUAGCAAUGUACUAUGGUUAUAUUUCCUGAUAGAAUAUCUAACAGAAGUAGCACCAAAAGGAGGAAGAGGAAAACAGGGAAAACAAGCAUGGAUAAGAGAAACAGAAGAAUUAAGAUGGCUUUUACAUCCGGAUUGGGUACCUGGAAAUGGACAGGAUGGAAGUCCUACAGAAGAAGAAGAAGAGGAAUUGGGAUUAGGGUGUGCGGGUGAUGUAUUACAAUAUGCAUUUGAUAUGGGCUGGAUCCAUGAAGAAGAUCUAGGGGAUUUAGAUACGAGUCGUUUAACUUUAAGGGAAGAUCCUUAA
Sclerotinia sclerotiorum 1980 UF-70 is the source of this 1689-nucleotide messenger RNA. RefSeq lists its product as hypothetical. Gene Ontology annotation, molecular function: histone H3T3 kinase activity. Gene Ontology annotation, cellular component: nucleus; cytoplasm. The transcript is spliced from 3 exons. Lineage: Eukaryota; Fungi; Ascomycota; Leotiomycetes; Helotiales; Sclerotiniaceae. Gene Ontology annotation, biological process: mitotic cell cycle; intracellular signal transduction. Bases 1 to 1689 code for a protein of 562 amino acids. The record is from RefSeq and is a predicted model, not a curated record.